This is a messenger RNA of Phytomonas sp. Hart1, 1125 nucleotides long. The record is from the annotation of a GenBank genome assembly. Lineage: Eukaryota; Euglenozoa; Kinetoplastea; Trypanosomatida; Trypanosomatidae.
AUGCGGGGGGAGGUCCGGGCGUUGCAGGGCCUCGGCGUCGACCCGGAGAAGGUCCCGUGGGGGCUGGCGGAAGUCCUGCCCACGGGCUGCGUUUUGCUCGACCUGGGCUUGCGAUUGCUGUUCGAGGACCUCCCACCGGUCGAUCGCGGCGAGGUCGGGGAGGGGCUCGCCCGCGAGAUGGAUCGAAUCCACCGCAUGCUGGUCCAGGAGGACGCGGCAUUUCUCGAAUACUUUGAUAUGGAUCUAACGGCGUCCUCGGUGGAUACGAAGGGGGAGAUCGGGCUGUAUGAUAAUCGCGUUCUCGAUCGCGUGCUUCGCGAGACGAACCAACCCCCACCCCCUCUAAACGCUUCGCAUUCCAAAUGGUCCAUCUAUUCGGACGACCGUUCAUUUUCCAACCGAACCCCCUCUGGGGACCUCUCGACCCCUCUGAUCGGGAUAGGGUUGAAUUCAGACGGUUAUUUAAGUAAAAUGCUCGCGGCGUGUGAUAUGCUGUCCUCGGUGUUUGCUUCAUUAGAUACGAAAAGGGAAACAGACUUUUCAUCUUUGGACGAUGUGGAAAGCUUUCACGCCAUCUUGCCGCGUAUGCGGCGCGCAUUGCGAGUCGUGAUUGGACGUCGUUAUAUCAUGGCCCCUCAUCCCUACAACUGGAGCGAGCUCGAUCUUCACCGGGCCUAUCCUUUUCUGGAGCCUCUCACCAUAUCGUUAUCUAUUCGAAAACGAUUUGUGGUGCUUGUGGUCGGACCACCAGACCAAACAAACGAAUCCGAUUCUAGAAGACCUGCAAUGGUGGGCACCAAUAGUUUUUUGACUCUCGCGAUGCUGUUUCCUGGGUUAACCCCCUCCAUUUUGUACGCGGAGGAGCCCCCUAGCGAUCCACAAACGACGACUCGCGCUCCUUCUAGGAUUUACUUUCCCUGUAAACAGCAAGGGAUUCAUCAGAACCACGACACCUAUCUUAGGCUCACUAGCGGAGAUGUUAGUAAAAUAAAAGAACUCACCACAAAUUAUGCGCAUCAACGUGUAGUUCUGGGACUUGUUUGCACCGAAAACGCCACCGUGGCGGAUGUAUUUCCCUUGGAAGACUGGUAUCACAAAGUAUUCCCACUCGUCUUACGUGCGUAA